UAUUCAUGCUGAUCACCGGCUUGAUAGCAAGGCAUGCAAUCUCUGUCACAUAGCAGCUAGCAGCAUAGCGCUCACAUAGAUCUCAAGAGAUCUGAAGUUUGUUUCCAGUCAAACAAAUCCUAGUUAUAUGAAGUUAAUGUUCGUCAUUUUAGCAUAGCCACAGGAUUGCCUAGAGAAACCUACGCUUGAUAAAUCGGACUGACCAGGAUGGAGUGGCAACCAGAUGAACAAGGUCUGCAGCAAGUGCUCCAGCUCCUCAAGGACUCCCAGUCUCCGGACACAGCGACUCAGAGAGCAGUGCAAGAAAAACUGGAGCAGCUUAACCAGUUUCCAGAUUUCAAUAACUAUCUCAUCUUCGUACUGACAAGCCUCAAAUCUGAGGAUGAGCCCACUCGUUCUCUCAGUGGCCUCAUACUGAAGAACAACGUUAAGGCUCACUACCAGAACUUCCCUCCCAAUGUGGCUGACUUUAUCAAACGUGAAUGCCUCAACAACAUCGGUGACCCUUCGCCACUUAUCAGAGCUACAAUCGGUAUCCUGAUCACAACCAUUGCCUCCAAAGGCGAGCUGCAGACCUGGCCUGAACUGUUGCCGCAGCUUUGCAAUUUGCUGAACUCGGAGGACUAUAACACUUGUGAGGGUUCUUUUGGAGCAUUGCAGAAGAUCUGCGAGGACUCGUCCGAGUUGUUGGAUAGCGAUGCACUAAACAGGCCACUCAACAUCAUGAUUCCCAAGUUCCUGCAGUUUUUUAAACACUGCAGUCCCAAGAUCAGGUCCCAUGCUAUAGCAUGCGUGAACCAGUUCAUAAUUGGCCGAGCUCAGGCUCUGAUGGAUAUUAUCGACACUUUCAUUGAGAGUCUGUUUGCUCUGGCAGGUGACGAGGACAGUGAGGUGCGCAAGAAUGUGUGCAGGGCUCUGGUCAUGCUGCUGGAAGUACGCAUAGAUCGCCUCAUCCCGCACAUGCACAGCAUCAUCCAGUACAUGCUGCAGCGUACCCAAGACCCAGAUGAGAAUGUGGCUUUGGAGGCCUGUGAAUUCUGGCUGACUUUGGCCGAACAGCCCAUCUGCAAAGAGGCCCUGUCUGGCCACUUGCUCCAACUCAUCCCAAUUUUGGUGAACGGGAUGAAAUACUCUGAGAUUGAUAUAAUUCUUCUAAAGGGUGACGUUGAGGAGGACGAAGCAAUUCCAGACAGCGAGCAAGACAUCAAGCCUCGCUUCCACAAGUCCCGCACUGUCACUCUGCAGCACGAAGGAGGGGAGGGUGAAGAGGGGGAGGACAUUGACGAUGACGACGAUGAUGAUGACGAUACGCUGUCUGACUGGAACCUACGGAAAUGUUCUGCUGCGGCACUGGAUGUUCUGGCCAAUGUGUUUCGAGAGGAGUUGCUUCCUCAUCUCCUACCCCUGCUCAAAGGCCUGCUCUUCCACCCUGAUUGGGUCAUCAAAGAGUCUGGCAUCCUGGUCUUGGGGGCCAUAGCUGAGGGAUGCAUGCAGGGUAUGGUACCUUACUUGCCUGAGCUCAUCCCCCACCUCAUCCAGUGUUUAUGUGACAAGAAGGCCCUGGUCCGUUCCAUCGCCUGCUGGACCCUGAGCCGUUAUGCUCAUUGGGUGGUCAGCCAGCCCCCUGACGCUCACCUCAAACCUCUUAUGACUGAGCUCCUCAAACGCAUCCUGGAUGGCAAUAAGAGGGUACAGGAGGCAGCCUGCAGUGCAUUUGCCACCCUGGAGGAGGAGGCGUGCACAGAGCUGGUACCUUACUUGAGCUUCAUCUUGGACACGUUGGUGUUUGCUUUUGGGAAGUACCAGCACAAGAACCUGCUCAUCCUUUAUGAUGCCAUAGGAACGCUGGCAGACUCUGUGGGACACCAUCUGAACCAGCCUGAGUACAUCCAGAAGUUGAUGCCUCCGCUGAUCUCCAAGUGGAAUGAGCUGAAGGAUGAAGAUAAAGAUCUCUUUCCAUUGCUUGAGUGUCUGUCAUCUGUAGCUACUGCUCUGCAGAGUGGCUUCCUCCCCUACUGUGAGCCCGUCUACCAGCGCUGUGUCACCCUUGUCCAGAAGACUCUGGCACAGGCCAUGAUGUACAGUCAGCAGCCAGAUCAGUAUGAGGCACCUGACAAGGACUUCAUGAUCGUGGCUCUGGAUCUCCUGAGCGGCUUGGCUGAGGGACUGGGCGGUCAUGUGGACACACUUGUGGCUCGCAGCAACAUUAUGACUCUGCUCUUUCAGUGCAUGCAGGAUACAAUGCCUGAAGUAAGACAGAGUUCUUUUGCUCUACUGGGUGACUUGACUAAGGCUUGCUUCCCGCAUGUCAAACCAUGCAUUGCUGAAUUCAUGCCUAUCCUAGGAACCAACCUGAACCCAGAGUUCAUCUCUGUCUGCAACAAUGCAACCUGGGCCAUUGGAGAGAUCUGUAUGCAGAUGGGUGUGGAGAUGCAACCGUACAUUGCUAUGGUUCUGAGCCAGUUGGUUGAGAUUAUAAAUCGACCAAACACCCCUAAGACCCUACUGGAGAACACCGCAAUCACCAUUGGACGACUGGGCUAUGUGUGUCCUCAGGAAGUUGCACCCAUGCUGCCUCAGUUUAUCCGACCUUGGUGUACAUCACUGCGCAACAUUCGGGACAAUGAGGAGAAAGACUCUGCUUUUCGCGGGAUUUGCAUGAUGAUUGGUGUAAACCCUGGAGGUGUUGUGCAGGACUUUAUCUUCUUCUGCGAUGCAGUUGCUUCUUGGGUGAAUCCCAAAGAUGAUCUGAGAGAUAUGUUCUAUAAGAUCCUUCAUGGUUUCAAGGAGCAGGUUGGAGAGGAGAACUGGCAGCAGUUCUCAGAACAGUUCCCCCCUCUGCUGAAAGAGCGACUGGCAGCCUGUUACGGUGUUUAGAGCCUCCACACCCAUCCAAGAGGUGAGCCAGCAGGAGGAGGGUGAUUGGGAAACUCAUCCAUCUGUGUAUUGCACUGCCCUGAUCUGGGGGGAGGGAGAGGGACGCUAUUGGCCGCUCCCCCUGAUGGACGGCCCCCACGCCCUUAUGUGUUUGUCCAUAGAGGGAGGGUGGGCGGGAGGGAAUGGGAGGGACAGGGGGACACCUCUAGAUUAACUAGGCAGGGACCUGACACAGAAAAACUAACCGGUAGGGACAGCGAGAGGGACCUAGAGACGAGCUGGAGGGAUAGAAACAUGAAGUACGAGGGAGCCAGGGACAGAGACCGGCAUCGAGAAAGUUCAGGGAAUGAGAGGGAGAGACUUUAUUAACAAGGCAGGGACUAAGAGCCACAGACAUGGCUGUUACUUGGCUGGGAGGAGAUUUUAUCAGGAUUCUUAAUCGUAAGAGUAGCUAGACCAUCAGACAGACCAGACAUUUACAGACUCUCAAACACUUCUUGCACAUUUGCUGCGCAUGCAGUACUUGCAAAUUGACUGUGGGUGGCACUAUAUGACUUUUUACAACCUAUUGCAUGCAGUUAGAGACAGACAGGUGUUUAACUAUCUUCACUGUCUCUGUGAUAUCAGACUUUUCCAGGGGAAUAGCAUUCAAAAGGAAUUACUUCAGCUGUUGCCACCGAAUUCCGCUUAGCUGUACUAUAACCUCGUGAGCUGCCAUCAAUGUUUGUACCCUCAUUCUCAGUGCUGCUUCACACAAAUAUCCAUUGUCUGUAUAAUGUUGUCAUGUUUUUUACCUGAUCUGACGAGAGAGAAUAGGCUCUAUUGUGUCUCUUUGUGGCUUCACAGACACCACUCCUCCAUGAAGGGAGGAUUAGGGCUAACAUAUUAUUUUCUCACCAAAGGGGAGGAAAUUGUAGAGAGAAUUACACCCUUGGUUGUCUCCGAGGGUUAUUUGUGUGUAUAUAAAUAUGUGUGCGUGUGUGUGUGCGCGCGCGCGUGAUGGCAUGUGCAGUUUGUAAACCCUUACUUUGUUCUUUGUCCACUCUGUGAAUUUUGUAUUGUUUUUGACAUGGUACUGAGCUUAAACUUGACUCCCACCACAAUGUCCUUGGCACCUGUUAACUGUGACUGUGUUUGUGUGUGCAUGUGACGGUGUGUGUUAAGUUCUACAUUUGUAUUGAUGUCCAUUUGCUGCCAUAAUACUUUAAGCAAUGAUCUUUAUGAUGUUUCACAACUGGUCCACAUUCUUUUUUUCUUUUUGCUGCUACCCAUGUCUUUUGUUAAUAUGAAAUUACACAAUCGUCAUAAUUAGCACAAAGGCUACUUACAGUUAAUAUUGUUUUUGCACUUUUAGUUAGUUUUUUUUGUACAGACUUAUUUUGUAACUGUGCCCUUAUGAUACAUGUUUAUCCUAAUGUCAGUGUUGUCAUCCUACACUGUGAACUUAGUGUCUUUGCAUUGCAAAAAAAGAAAAUAUCCCAAUACUAAAUGGCAAAUAAAACCAACUUUGUGAAACUGCGACUAAUCCGCACUUUUACAAUGACUAACCUUG
Dunckerocampus dactyliophorus (ringed pipefish) is the source of this 4429-nucleotide messenger RNA. RefSeq names its product transportin-2 (gene tnpo2b). The transcript is spliced from 24 exons. Lineage: Eukaryota; Metazoa; Chordata; Actinopteri; Syngnathiformes; Syngnathidae. Gene Ontology annotation, molecular function: small GTPase binding; nuclear import signal receptor activity. Gene Ontology annotation, biological process: protein import into nucleus. The coding region runs from base 208 to 2877 and encodes 889 amino acids. Gene Ontology annotation, cellular component: nucleus; cytoplasm. The record is from RefSeq and is a predicted model, not a curated record.